AUGCCACCGGCAGCCUCGGACGAUUUGUUUCGCCAACAGAGCCGGUCCCUAGGUGACAAUAACAUACUUUCUGAAGAUCCCAGUCCAGUGACUUUGGAGCAUGAUCUCGGUGGAAAAACCAAGAAAAAGGGGAAAACCGGAUCCAAGGCGAAGGCUAAAGCCGCUAAAGCAGCCUUGAAAUCCCCACCUGACGACCUGCUAGAAGCAUCACCGCCCCUGCAGGCCGAACCGUCAUCUUGCCCCAACCCGACACUAGAGCUGCCUCCUGGUGACAACAUCGUGUCACCGGUACUCGAUGCCCUUGGCACUCUAGGGGACACCCCGGAAAACGACAUCGCCUACCGCACCGAUAGUUGGACAAAGUCCAUUCCCUUUGGGAAAAGCCCGCCGAUUGAUGUUGUUGAUGGCGAAUUCGACAGCGGGUCCCCAUUUGGUUUUCUCACCAGCCAGGACAAAGGCGGGUUCAGUCAUUCCUCUUCGUCCCCUCCUCCCAGGGCAAGGCCCUUGAGUUAUGGGCAUGGAUACGCCAACAGCAGUGUAUCUCGACAGCAGUCUGCAGAUCGACAAAAGAGCCAAUCACUUAGCAGCCCUUUCAACAACCAAGUGCCCCUGCCACAUCUGCCACAGGCCCAUUUCUAUGGAGCGCCUGAGAUCGACUUACCUUCGCUUUCUGGUCAGAACGGAUCAGCAACGGAUGGUAGCUAUUCGUUCCGUGCUUUUGACACAAUUGUCAGCCCGUCAUCCAAAGCCUCGAGGAUGGGGAGUAGUGUUAUGCUGGCUGGCACGGAUGGCGGCUUGGAUAUCCUUGCCAUCGAAGAUCGCAAAACGCGUCCUAUAGGAAAAUUGGCUGGCCUAAAUGGCCGCGUCAUUGAAGCAAAGUUGCUGAGCAGUUCUUCAACGGAUGAUCCAUUUUUAUCAUCCAGACCCCAUGUCGCCGUCAUCGUCCACGGCCCCUCUUCUCAGCCCGAUGAUGAGGGCCAGGCAUCUUCCGAUAAUUCAGAAGCCAACGAAAUUCCUGCUGGCAGACAGUCCGCCGCUGGAGGGCGUACUACUAAAGAGGAGACUAGGUAUUACCAGACACGGGUCGAGGUCUAUUCACUGAGAACGGGAGAGCACAUAACAACGCUUUUGUCGACCCCACCCAGCCCGUGCUUUGGUAACCUACCCGGCCUCCCUGCCUUGGCUCCGUCACCAGCUGGGAACUUAAAGCUAUUUGUCAGCGGCAGCUACGUUGUAGUGGCGUCUGGCUCUAGCGGUGAGGUAUAUAUGUAUGGCAUGAGCAAGUAUCAAUGUCUAGGGAAGACGUGGACCAGUAUCAAGUCGAAGGAAUCUCGGCGAUACUCUACAUCCUCGAGCUCCACCGAUCCAGAUGGAUCUCAGUCUGAUUCUCCUCAUGGAUCUCUCAACUCCGAUAACCCGAUUGUCACGUUGAAGGGGAGAUGGCUAGCUAUAGUCCCACCGUCGGCCACUUAUAGGGCUACUCUCCACGGGACAGUCCCGACAUCCUUGUUGCAAGGCAAGGCUUACGGACUCGAGACUCGAAGCCCACCGUCGCGGCCAACAGUAAACUGCGCUACAGACGUCGGCGAGGGCGAAAGCUUCUUCGGCAAGGUAGCCCGGGGUGUCACCCAAGAGCUCAUGCGAGGCGCACGCUGGAUGGGUGACCAGGGACUACAGGCAUGGAACAGCUACUGGAAUAAGGAGCAGUCACAGAGCAUGCCAGCACGCCGACCUUCUAAUCUGAUGGACUUUUCUCCACAGGGUUACAAUCUCUUCCCCCCCACACAUGCCCAAGAAACGCAAGCUGUGUCGGCUACUGAGCCUGAUCUGGUAUCGAUCUUUGACCUGCGGAGGCUUGACGAAGGCGGGGAAGCCAAAAGUGCCUUAUUCAACCCGGUGGCCACUUUCCAGGUGCCAAAUGGCUGCAGCUUCCUUUCUUUCUCUCCUAACGGCCUCAUGCUGUUUACGGCGAGCAAGAAGGGAGAUGUUCAGUAUGUGUGGGAUCUUAUGCAGGCCAAAUACUGCCGGGCAGGUGCUUUCAUGUCUGAUGACCCAGCCGCUGCUCAGCCGAGCGUGCGACAGAUUGCCCGGUACCCGCGGUUGACUACGUCCCACAUCGUUGACGUGGUUUGGUGCCCUCCUUCCGGGGACAAGCUAGCAGUGAUCACGGGAAAGCCGACGGUACAUGUGUUUGACCUGCCACGAAGCGCCUUCCAAUGGCCUCCGUUCCGUCGGUCUCGGCCACAGCCCAAAGCCCACACCCCCGAUGUCCCUGCUGAAGAGCUCCCGGAUCGGGUGGCGGCCGCAAAUCCCCUGUCAGCAGCCUUCAAGAUGGUCGGCGGUAAGACGCAGCCAAUCCUUGCUGCAGUCAGGAGCCGUACGCCAUCCACCGGGACUGCUUUCCCCUCCGUCGGUGGCUUUGCCAUACCAGCUGCCGCUGGCGUGAGUGGUAAGGCAGUCGCUGCUGGCCUUAGCAAGUCCAUGGGAGCCGCUGCCACCGGCACUGUCAAGACGGUCAACACCUUCCGACACGGUGGCGAGCACCGUCUGCACCUGUCCAAUCUCUCCCGGGAUCCUGUUGCCUCUCGUGUGACGUGGAUCACCCACAAAGGUAUGCCGUUCUUGGGCUUGAUCGAUGGGGGGUAUUUCCGUCUGUAUAGAGUCAAACGCUCUACCUCCGCCAGCAAGAAUCGACAGGUGCAGUCGGUGAUUGGGAACAAAGAACUUGAGUUCCGCUUGCCUCCUCAGAUGCAGACCCCUUGCGGCUCCAUGACCGUGGGUACCUCCGGCCCAGAACCAACCGUGUCUGCAACGUUGGCUCUGCCGUCCUCGAAUCUGCGACUGCCGCCGGCAUCGAAGCUGAAAUGCCAGCCGCUUUCCCAGGCAGAGAUUGAGACAAACACACCGUACCAGCCCUUCCAUACUGAUCAGAGGGUAAACCUCUUCGUGUUUUCCGAGGCGGAUGACACCGUGACCUCGGUCCCGACCGGUCAGUGGGCGUUUGGCGGUCCUAUGUCGACCACGAAGCUUCAUGUCCGUCCUUUCAGUGCCAGCAGUGAAGAGGAUGACGAUGAUAUGGUGCAUGAACAGCACGCGGGCUUUGGGGCUGAGAUGGAGAAUCUGAUCAGCAUGGGAAAUAGUACGGGCAAUGUGGAAGAGGUGGUUAUCACCACGCGCAGGAAGAAGAAGCCAUCCUCGGCACUAUCCAUGGGGGGUGUUGAUGAUGGCUUCUUCGAGGACGACUGUGAAGUGUUGGACUUUGCGCGGGACCGAGUCUAG
This is a messenger RNA of Aspergillus ibericus CBS 121593, 3279 nucleotides long. RefSeq lists its product as uncharacterized. Gene Ontology annotation, biological process: response to starvation; autophagy. Bases 1 to 3279 code for a protein of 1092 amino acids. Gene Ontology annotation, molecular function: protein binding. Gene Ontology annotation, cellular component: cytoplasm. NCBI's taxonomy places the organism in Eukaryota, Fungi, Ascomycota, Eurotiomycetes, Eurotiales, Aspergillaceae. The record is from RefSeq and is a predicted model, not a curated record. The transcript has 2 exons.